Penicillium verhagenii is the source of this 897-nucleotide messenger RNA. RefSeq lists its product as uncharacterized. The record is from RefSeq and is a predicted model, not a curated record. The transcript is spliced from 2 exons. Bases 1 to 897 code for a protein of 298 amino acids. Lineage: Eukaryota; Fungi; Ascomycota; Eurotiomycetes; Eurotiales; Aspergillaceae.
AUGACAAAGUUCUCUCUAUUUACAGAAAAUCUUCCCGAUGAGUCGAUACGAGAGAUGGACAUUCUCGACUCUUCCUUCUUCAAAGAGCCCAGCAAAAGCCUUCCGACACCAGCACAAGUGAGAGCUUUGUCAAAAGACAUUCACACGAACGCACAGCCACAGUUUGUUAUCUUUGAAGAGUCCAAAGUCUUCGUCAAGUUUGGCCCUCAUGUCACGAUCGCAGAAGCGCAAUGCCUUUGGAUGAUCAAACGGACCUUUGGUGACGAAAUACCAGUACCCGAAAUUUAUGGGUGGCGAGUCGACGAGAAGAACCAUGUAUUCCUCUAUAUGGAGCUUAUUCAAGGACAGACGCUACAGGAUGGCUGGAAUGAGCUUAAUAGCCAGGAUAAAAGCUUACUCUGUGAUGAGUUAUGUCGGAUAGUCAGCUGUCUACGCCGACUUGAACAAGAUUCUUCCGAUCAGUAUAUUGGUUCCCUAAAACACCAACACCUCCUAGAUUAUGUUUUUCAAUCAUUCCCGAAAGCUGGGCCUUUCUUCACUAUCAAGGAUUUCAACGACUGGUUUUCCGAAUUACCACAAUCAUGGCUUCCUACUUCGAAGAAAUACAAAAACCCCUACAGGUAUUUGUUACCGGAUGAUGGAGUCAUUAAAUUUACCCAUGGCGACCUCCACCGAGGAAACAUCAUUAUCUCUUCCAGCAAACCAGCUCGAAUUCUUGCUAUCGUGGACUGGGAACAAGCGGGAUGGUAUCCAGACUACUGGGAGUAUUGUAAGGCACUUUACACUUGUUGGUAUGAGGACGAAUGGCGACGGGACUGGAUCGACAACUUUCUAAGCCCACGCUUGCGAGAAUUUGAGGUCUUCAUAGAGUACACCAUGGCAAUGGGCUCGGUAUGA